AUGCCGCCGCCCGCCGACGCGGCCCCCGAGCUGAUCCUCGAGCCGAUCCAGAUCGAGCACGUGCCGGCGACGCACACGGUGCACGUCGCCGUGUUCCGGGACGUGACCAACGCCGCGUUCCUGCACGAGCAGCUGCUGGGCCGCAACGCCGCGUUCGAGUACGCGCUGAUCGACGCCAGCUCGGUCGUCUCGCGCCUGCACGUCCUCGCCGCCGCGUACAAGGCCGUGUCCGCGCUGCUCGCCGGCGCCCUGCGCACGCCCAACGUGCACUCCGAGAUCGUCUGCGCGCUGAGCCCCAACAACAACAUCUCCGAGGCCUACCGCCGCUUCGGCGUCACCCCGGCCACCCGCCACCUCGUCGUGGUCAAGGUGCUCGUCGCCCCGUCCGCGCUGACCCCCGACGCCGUGCGCGCCCACCUGCGCGCCCACGUCGCCGGCGUCCCCGUGCCCUUCGCCGACGCCGCGCUGCGCGGAAGCGGCGGUGCGCCCGGCCUCGCCGACUGGCCCAAGGUCCGCCGCUACUACAAGCUCAACGGCAUCCGCUGGCUCGACGACCUCGCCGACGCCGACGCCCGCGCCGCCGAGACCGAGGCGCUGGUGCUCGGCGCCAUGGCGCUGCGGGGGCUGUGA
Molecule: messenger RNA, 630 nt
Organism: Durotheca rogersii
Lineage: Eukaryota; Fungi; Ascomycota; Sordariomycetes; Xylariales; Xylariaceae
Product: CGI-121-domain-containing protein
Exons: 3
Coding region: 1-630 (209 amino acids)
Biological process (GO): telomere maintenance via recombination; tRNA threonylcarbamoyladenosine modification
Cellular component (GO): cytosol; EKC/KEOPS complex; nucleus
Source: RefSeq, a predicted model, not a curated record